Molecule: messenger RNA, 300 nt
Organism: Protopolystoma xenopodis
Lineage: Eukaryota; Metazoa; Platyhelminthes; Monogenea; Polystomatidea; Polystomatidae
Source: the annotation of a GenBank genome assembly
AUGACUCACCAUUCUCGAAGUCAUGACUGCGAAUCGACACUUUCGAGUCUUCUUCUCCUGCAUGUUUAUCCCUUGCUUUUCGACGAUCAACAACCACGAGUUGCCAACACAGGACCGGUUGGCAGGUGCUACUACUCGUUGGUACUUGAUGUUGGAGACCCGAAGGGAUUACAUGAAUUGGCCCUACCAACAGCCGAAAUAGUGAUAGAUAAACAUCGUAAGAGCUUCUUUAACUUUGUUGUGAUGGUGAAUAAAACUAUUUUCAUCUGCAAGGAGGUUCCGACUGCUCAGAAUUCAUGA